CUUUUGAACAGGUGUUCGUGAUUAACAAUAAAGUGUAACCGAUGUCUACCUUAUCUUUAUUAUUACGUAUCAGUUUUACACUUUUUGCACGAUUACCAACUCAAUAUCGGGAGAUAGAGUGCCAUGUUAGCGUGUAAUUAGCGGUUUUUUGAAUAAUUUAAACUUUUUCAUUUAAAAACUGGAGUUUCGGUGUCGUGGCAAGUGCCCGUUUCGUUAGUAAACAAACAUAAUAAUGUCAACGGAUAGAUUCCACAAAGCUGCCAAAGAUGGUCUCAUCGAAGUAUUGAAAGAGACCACCAGAAGAGACUGCAACGGAAGAGAUGAGCAAGGGAUGACACCCACAUUAUACGCGGCUUUCUAUGGCCAUUUGGAAGCGUUGCGGCUACUCUGUGGAAGAGGAGGCGAUCCCGAUAAGGCGGACUAUUUUGGCAAUACCGCCCUUCACUUGGCAGCGGCACAGGGACACAAAGCAGUCGUCACGUUCCUGGUGAAUUUUGGGGCCAACAUUUACUCGAUGGAUAUCGACGAGCAUACCGCUCAAGAAUUGGCAGGGAUAAAUAGCAGAGAAGAAAUUUUGCGCUAUUUAGAUAACGUCACCGCCAAACUUGAAGCCGGUGAUAAGAAAAAGUCGAAAAGUAUGAAGGAAAAGGCAAAGAAGGACGCUGAGAAGAGGAUUAAGAACUUCAACAAACGGCAAGCAAAGGCGGACGCCCAAGCUCAAAAGUACCAAAAACGCACACUAAACGAGUAUACCAAACCGUCAAUGAUUAACACUCUAAGACACAGGAUCAAGAGCGGAUCCAUGUCAAACUUAUCGGUCACCGCCCAACCUCAACCGGCAAAGAACAGCUUCAGCGCACUAGUGAGCGGUGGCACUCUGUCAGGGCUCAAAAGUGUAACCGGCACCGUGCAGCGCAAAAUCUUAGCCAAUAAAAACAAAUUAGCAAACGACGACGACUUCAAGGUCAGCGAAAUUGAGGACGGUAAACGCUCGGUUAGAUCACUGACCGGGAUCAAGCGAGAUUCGGAGGUGAUGUACGGCGGAACUCUGGACAACCCCCGCCGCGGCCGCCUAAAUGACGUAUUCAACGAUGACAACUACCUGGAGACGUCGGUCAAAUCCGACGGCGGGGACACGCUCACCAACGGCGUUCUGAAACGCUCAGUUUCGCAGCCCGACUUCAUGCAGCAAUUGGGUAACAGCGACGUCAUUCAGCAGGAACCCGCAAGCAUAUUCGUCAGACCUGGGGUUGGCAGUUUUGCUUUCACCAAAAGCAUUACGAACACCCUCCAAGCCUUAUCAGUCAACGAAACAAUGAUCGAAGCGAGCUCCAUAGGUUCCGCCGGCAGUUUGGCCGUGAGGCAGAGGCAAUUUAUUUCGCAGCCCUUCGACGACGAACUGUCAGGUAAAGCUACUUGGACAGUUAUUGACCCACUAAUAGUCGCCGUUUUUUCAGAUCCAGAGUCGAGCGAUGAGGAAAAUUCAAAUACUCCACUUGAAAGGUUCCUGGUGGCGUGGGGUCUGGGCGAGUACAUGUCGAGGUUUGAGGAGCAAAAGAUAGACCUCGACACUCUCCUACUGUUGACCGAGAGCGAUUUGAAGUCUUUAAAUUUACCUUUAGGGCCAUAUAGAAAGCUUGUUACUGCAAUAUUGGAAAGGAAGACUGCGUUACAGAACCCUGGUGAAGUUGUAGAUGGACAACUUUAAUGGUCCCCUUUUGGCAAUAUUUACACACGUAUCUAGUUAUUAUUUAUAAAGCCAGAUUCACAUAACUAAAGUUUGUAGUAUAAGCUGUGAUGUACCUAAGAAAAUAAAUAAACAAAGUGAUAAGA
This is a messenger RNA of Photinus pyralis (common eastern firefly), 1833 nucleotides long. It is a transcript of the gene Sans, whose product is annotated as Usher syndrome type-1G protein homolog. The coding region runs from base 233 to 1708 and encodes 491 amino acids. Gene Ontology annotation, molecular function: protein binding. NCBI's taxonomy places the organism in Eukaryota, Metazoa, Arthropoda, Insecta, Coleoptera, Lampyridae. The record is from RefSeq and is a predicted model, not a curated record. The transcript is spliced from 4 exons.